GUUAGGACAGUCGCGCAUGACGCACAAAAAAUAUUUCGGGACUGUAGGAAGUCGACGAAUAAGCUCUUUCAUAUUUCUCUUUUUCCAUUUUUCUUUCUCUCGGCGCGUUUUGCGUUUACACUUUCGUGGCUCAAGAUAAAGAAACCUCGGGUGGUCUGUUUAGUGGGAAACAAAAAGUAAUGCAGCACCUUGGAAAAUCUCGAAAUUAAAUUGUCAGCAACCAUAACCAACUAAACGAAAACUGAAUUUCAUUAAAUCUCUUCUUGCCAUUUAUAUUACUCGAUCGAAACUCUCAAGCAUCCAUUGCAUAAACUCUGCGUCAAAGAAAGAAAUUUGAGCUCAACGAUGGCAGAUUACCAAGAACCGCCUGACCGUGGGUUAAACCGUAAUGACGGUGUGCCUGAAGCGAAUGGAUUUACCCAUUCCAACCAUAGCAGUCCUCAUGCCACACCAGCUCAAAUCACCCCUCCGGAAACUGGAAACUAUUAUCAGGGCUUUGAAAGGAACAGCGAUGGGCUCGAUAUGCCAAUGCCCAUAAAUCAUCAGCAUACUCGCAGCUACUCUGGAGGAAGCACGGGUGGAUAUCCGCCUCCACCAAUGCCCAGACCACAUCAACCGCCACCACCCCUUCACCAUCAUCAGCCCCAUCCUGAACAGUGGAAAUAUUCUCAAUCUCGCCAGCCACAGCACAUGGCUAUGCCAAUGCCUCAAGCGUUUCCUCCUCCGCAACCAGCGUAUCCACCCUACCCACCUCAAUCGAUGGGAGCGUAUCCACCCAUGGGUGGUCCUCCUAGUGGGGGCCCUCCUUCUUCGCAAGGAUAUCCAUCGCCUUAUCCGCCACGUUCUCAACCGCCAGGGCCGUAUCAUUCCCCGCCUCAACCCGAGCACAGUAGUCCAAAGUAUCCUCCAGCACAACCGCAGGAACCAACAUCACCGUACCCACCGGUCCACUUGGAACCGCACUCUCCGUAUCCUCCAAUGCAACAGGAACCGCAAUCACCAUACCCGCCUCUGCAUCAGGAACCAACAUCGCCCUAUCUACCUAUGCAUCAGCACGAGCCUCCAUCUCCGUACCCGCCAGUGCAUCAGCAACCGCCGGAACCAGCAUCACCGUAUCCACCAAUGCACCCAGACCAGCCACCUCCAUACCCUCUCGAGUCCAAUCCGCCGUAUCCUCCUCUACACCAAAAGGAAUCAUUGGCACCUUAUCCUCCACCGCAUCAACACCAGCAGCAACAGCCGUAUCCUCCACUGCCACCUCGUGUGCCGUUACAUCAGGAAAACAUGUUUCCUCAAAGAGCAGCUACCGCUUUCGCAUUCCGUAUGCCUGCACCUGAACGCUGGACUCGAACGCAGACUUACCAUCAGGCUGCUCCGUAUCCACCUCUCGAUUACAUGAAGCCGCCAGCCCAGGACUUUAUCAGCACAUACCGUCCAUCUACAGUGCAACCCUCAACUGCACGGGCCGCUGAUGCUCACCACCGCGAAUCAAUGCGAAAGUCACUCCAUCGUGCUGAUAGUUCGAAGCAUCAUGCAGACUCUGAUGAUUCGAGUGACGAGUCAGAUAUCGAGCAGGAAGAUGUUAAAGAGGAGGAAGAUUACCUCUCAAGCAAACCAUUGCCACCCGCUCCAUCUGUUGCUGCUCCUGCCGCCGCCACCGCUCCUGCUUCCAUUCCAAGCGAGUCGGCUCAAGAAGAAACGGUGCCUGCAGAAGGAUCGACAGACCCUGCACUAUUGUCAGUGUUGUCCAAAGCAUUUGCAAUGAAGAUGAAGGAGGUUGUGAGUUUGAGAGAACUCAGUUGCUCAACGGAGUAUCGAGAUGCAUUUACUGGUUUUGAAGCAGUGGAUACCGUAUUCGAGCUCUUGGGUGGACAGUAUCCUCGUGAGCACUGUCUCAAAGUGCUCAAUGCCAUGAUGCAAUGCAAGCCUGCAGGUCUAUUAGAGGCAGUGACGGAGGCCUCACAAAAGUCAUCGUAUCGCCGUGUAGUGUACGACUCACCUGAUGAGACUUACCGUUUACGAUCGGUCACACCAGUUGGUGUCUUCACUGGUAUUGCAAAAUGUUAUGUCCAUGGCUGUGAACCUGGUUACGGUGGCUGUUAUGCACCCCGCUGUCCAAACAAACCUACAGUUUACGAAAAAGAUGUAGAGGCACAAGAAUCUUUGGGACGAAGUGCAUCCAUGCGAUCCUCGAUCAUCUACACAGAAGGAAUGCGUACAACAGAAAAUUGGGGAAUGCGUGUUUCUCCAGAGUUCCAUGAAUCGGUAGAGCCGCGGGAACGUGAUCGUCAGGAAGCCAUGAACGAAGUGAUAUACGGUGAAGAGCAAUAUUUGAAGGACCUAGAGAUACUGCAUGAGGCUAUUGUUGGUCCUCUUAGUGAAUCCGAUGCAAUUGAGCCCGACAUGUGGCCACUAUUUGCAAGAGACGUCUUCAACAACUAUCAAGAAGUGGAGAAGGUCAGCUCAGAUCUAUUCGAAGAUCUUUAUGAACGUCAGCAAGAGUACGACCAGGAGUGUAUGCCUGGCAUCGCUGAUAUUUUGCUGAAACAUUUCGAACGAUUCACCGAGCCGUAUGCACGCUAUGUACCCAAUGUCCACCUAGCAGAAUACAUUGUCGCCCUUUCUCGACGUUCCAACGACAGAUUCAGUCAAUUUCUGCAGUCGCUUCAGUCCAAUCCACAGCUGAACAGACAGACCUUCCGCCACUUUUUGCUUCGUCCGGUGAUGCGUUUGCAGCGUUAUCCCUUGCUGCUCUCGGCCAUUAUCAAAAAGACGGACGAGGAUCAUGAGGAUUAUGAGACGCUACAGAAAUGUAAAGAGAUAAUUGGCGGUGUGGCAGCACUGUGCGACCAGCUGUCUGUCAACGUCAAGAACCGUGUUGAGAUUUUGACCCUGAACAGCGCACUGACCUGUCGACAGGGCGAGUUUUAUGAUCUCAAACUCACCGAUCCACAGCGUAAAAUCUAUUUCCGUGGUGAUCUCAAGCGCGAUAACUCGACACUCGAAGUCAGCGAAAAAUAUAUCCACGUCGUCGUGCUUGACCAUCUUGUCCUGUUGACCAAGGCACGCAAAACAAGCGAGAACACAGAGUACAAGAUCUGGCGACAACCGAUUCCCCUUCAGAUGCUCUAUAUCCAAGGCGUCACCAACGAAUUCACCUUGCCUUCAUUGCUCUCGUCGCGUACAAGCACAAUGCAUAGCACAUAUACCUCGAUUCGUUCGCAAACUACCACGCGUGGUCAGAUCCCGUCGCUGUCCUUGACACUGGUUCAUCCGGGUCGACAUGGAGGGACCUAUUAUCUCUUGUGCAGCAAUCCAGAAGAAAAGAAAGAGUGGCUCUCGGCUGUAAGACUCGCCAAGGAGAACUUGAAGGGUCAGGUGGAUGCUUUCGGUCCAAUCAACAUCGAUUCUUCAUUUUUCCGACGCGAAUAUGAAGCAGUGACUACGACCGAAGGUCCUGGCAAGGUUACCUGUUCUGUGCCAUUUGUUUCUGCAAAAGGCUCUCAAAAAGUAGCAAUUGGUACAACAGCGGGUGUUUACUUUAAGACGGUUGGCGGAGGCCGUCCUCGAACUAUCCUUUCACUGAAGAACGUUAUGCAAGUGGGAGUCAUGCAAAAAUACCAAAUCUUGCUUGUACUGGCUGACAAGGAGCUUCAUGCCUAUCCUUUGGAUGUGCUGGAUGAUCCAAAGAAUAUCAAAGCACCGGAUCAUUUCAAGCACGUAAUCAGUGACCCGGUGCACUUUUUCCAAGUCGGUGUGUGCAACGGCGAGGACAUGCUAGUAUAUGCAAGACAAAAGACGGUUUCGACCAUUUUCACUGCUUGCAAACCUGCUCGCGAUCCAAAUGCGUCCAGCACCAGUAGAGGCUAUCUGCGAUCGCAUAGAUCGCUUUUCAGCACCCAUGGAAGCAAGAGCUCGUGGUUCUCUACCUACAGAGAAUUCUCGGUGGGUGCUCGCGCAACCAAUAUUCACUUUUUGAAAUCCAAAUUUGCAGUGGUGUGCGAACGGGCGUUUGAAAUCAUUGAUCCAGAAGACCUAGUAGAUGGACACACAAUCCCUGACGAACAGGAUCCUCAGUUCGAUUUCUUGGAAAAGCGAAGAGAUGGCCUUAGACCACUGGCCAUGUAUCGUGUGCAAGGGAAGUUCCUGAUGUGCUACAACAAGUUUGCAUUCUACGUCAAUAACCGUAACCAACAACUCGUUCCACGCGAUGAAACAUCGGAGCUAUUGUGCGAAUUUGAAAGCCAUCCUGACAAUAUUGUGUACCAGCAUCCAUAUGUGCUUGCUUUCGACCAGCGCUUUAUCGAAAUUCGCCAUGUUGAAACGGGUGAUCUUGUUCAAAUGAUACCAGGCAACGACUGUCGUCUUACGUAUUACAAUGGCAAUGGAAACACAGGAGAGCCGCUCGUUAUUGAAGGAUGCAUUGUUCGCGCGGAUCAGGCCAAUUAUCAAAGCAUCUUCAGACUGCAAAUGAACCCAGAUGUACAAACUAAAACGUAAUCUUUCUUUCCUUCUCCUUGCUUAUAGUUGUCAUGUAUACCUUGUACCUUUAUGUUUACUACUAUUACUGCUAUAACAGCAACAAUCAAUAUAUACGAAACAGUUAAUCGUCAAUUCCUGACUCGUAAAACUUCCUAUUCUUUCGACACUGUUGAACAAAGCUAAGUGUUUCCAGAGAAUGUUACUCGGAGUACAGCAUGCAUAAAUUUUUGCAGCAGCAAUAAAGGUCACGGGUCUCUUAUCAGAGGAGAGUCGUCAUAAUUUG
Messenger RNA from Zychaea mexicana, 4765 nucleotides. Its product is annotated as CNH domain-containing protein. Lineage: Eukaryota; Fungi; Mucoromycota; Mucoromycetes; Mucorales; Lichtheimiaceae. The transcript has 11 exons. The record is from RefSeq and is a predicted model, not a curated record. The coding region runs from base 346 to 4500 and encodes 1384 amino acids. Gene Ontology annotation, molecular function: guanyl-nucleotide exchange factor activity.